Entamoeba nuttalli P19 is the source of this 510-nucleotide messenger RNA. RefSeq lists its product as hypothetical. The record is from RefSeq and is a predicted model, not a curated record. The transcript has a single exon. The coding region runs from base 1 to 510 and encodes 169 amino acids. Lineage: Eukaryota; Evosea; Mastigamoebida; Endamoebidae.
AUGAAAGCUAUUUUAUUUGUUAUGAUUUUUGCUGUAUGUUUUGCUGCUGUUAAAACACCUACAACAACUCCAGUUGUUCAAUCAAAGAAAACACAAACACCAUUAAAAGAAGUAAAACCAUUGAAUGGAACAAAACCAUUGAAUACAACACAGCCAUUGACUAUUAAAAAACCAAUGAAUGAAACAAAACCAGCAAAUAUUACAACUCCAGUUCUUAACAAUGAAAAGAAAGAAUUAAACGUUACUAAACCAGAAAAGAAGAAACAAAAUAAAAAGGAAGUUAAAACAAAUAAAAAACAAAACAAGAAAGUACCAACCAAUAAACAUAAAAAACUUGUUAAAAAAUACCAAAAGCAAUUAGCACUUACAUUACAAAAGAUGAGUUUAGAAGAUAAACCAUCUCAUAAUCGUUUAUGGAAAGUAGAAAAGAAAUUUUUUAAACUUCACAAACAAGCACAUAAUGUAAUGGAUAAGUUUGGUGAUCUUAAACAUUCAUAUGAUAUGAUUUAA